CGAGCAGUCUCUCAGAACAAGUCAAACGCGUUGGUUGUCCCCAGUGUUUGAGCGCUGGAACGAAAGUGAGCAGCCGGCUGAAUAUUUAUUCCAACACAACAACAAAACACUGACGGAAAAUGAUUGCGCAAAGUGUAAUCGCCAAGUUGCGCCCGUGCAUGCGCCGUCUGCCAAGCAGCAGCAGCAAGGCGAGCAGCGUUAAAUUCAACUGGCAGGAUCCGUUGAAUCUGGAGAGUCAGCUGACGGAGGAGGAGAUUGCCAUACGCGAUGCUUUUAACGGCUACUGCCAGUCGGAGUUGCUGCCGCGCGUUAAGGUGGCCAAUCGAUUGGAACAGUUCGACAAGAAGAUAAUGGAGGAAAUCGGCAGCAUGGGCGUCUUAGGUUGCACAAUCAAGGGUUUCGGCUGUGCUGGCGUUUCUAAUGUGGCAUACGGACUGCUAACGCGUGAGGUGGAACGUGUCGAUUCUGCAUAUCGUUCGGCUGUGAGCGUGCAAAGCUCAUUGGCCAUGGGAGCCAUCUAUGACUUUGGUUCCGAAGCGCAGAAGCAAAAAUAUUUGCCCAGCAUGGCGCAGGGCAAACUGAUAGGUGCCUUUGGUCUAACCGAGCCCAAUCAUGGCAGCGAUCCUGGUGGCAUGGAAACACGUGCCAAGUACGACAGCAAGACCAAGAGCUACAUACUGAACGGCUCAAAGACUUGGAUAACCAGCGCACCUAUUGCUGAUCUUAUGGUCGUUUGGGCAAAAUGCGAGGAUGGCAAGCUACGUGGUUUUAUUGUGGAUCGUGAAAUAUCCGGCAAAGGCUUGGAUACGCCUAGAAUUGAAGGAAAAUUCUCGCUGCGUGCUUCGCCCACUGGCAUGAUACUAAUGGAUGACGUGCACGUGCCGGAGGAGCAAGUGUUGCCCAAUGCCCUAGGCUUUAGUGGACCCUUUAAUUGCCUAAACAAUGCACGCUAUGGCAUAGCCUGGGGUGCCUUGGGCGCUGCAGAGGCUUGUGUGGAAAUAGCUCGUCAAUAUACGCUUGAUCGCAAACAAUUUGGCAGACCAUUGGCUGCCAAUCAGCUGAUACAGAAGAAAUUGGCGGAUGCUACAACAGAAAUCGCUCUGGGUUUGCAGGCGUGUAUACAAGUGGGUCGCCUCAAGGAUCAGAAGCUGCACACACCCGAGCAGAUUUGCAUGAUCAAGCGCAACAAUGCUGGCAAAUCUCUGGAUAUUGCGCGUCAAAUGCGCGAUAUGCUGGGUGGCAAUGGCAUCAGUGAUGAGUACCAUGUGAUUCGACAUGUGAUGAAUCUGGAGUCGGUCAAUACCUAUGAGGGUACACAUGAUAUACAUGCGCUUAUCUUGGGACGUGCCAUUACCGGACUGGCGGCCUUUGCCAACUAAAUACUCGAGCAUUUUUUAAAACACACCACUGAGCAAUUUGUUAA
Molecule: messenger RNA, 1423 nt
Organism: Drosophila busckii
Lineage: Eukaryota; Metazoa; Arthropoda; Insecta; Diptera; Drosophilidae
Product: glutaryl-CoA dehydrogenase, mitochondrial
Exons: 2
Coding region: 120-1379 (419 amino acids)
Biological process (GO): fatty acid beta-oxidation using acyl-CoA dehydrogenase; fatty-acyl-CoA biosynthetic process
Cellular component (GO): mitochondrial inner membrane
Molecular function (GO): glutaryl-CoA dehydrogenase activity; fatty-acyl-CoA binding; flavin adenine dinucleotide binding
Source: RefSeq, a predicted model, not a curated record